UCCGUUCGGUCAUUCAUAGUAUUCUGUAUCGUUCUUGCUUCUCUUCGGUCUGCCGCUUCGUCUUUAACGCGUGUUUCGUUGACAGUUUUCCGAAGAAAAAUUCAAUUUUCCCUGUGAAAGAUUCACGGUGCGACGUCUGAUCGUGGGACCAACUGUGACUCUGCCAAACUGCACUUCAUCGUCGAAAAAAGGCCAUCCCUGAAUCAUCAUUCCGACGCUCAACCACCGAAUGCCAGACGGAUUCGUGAAGCACCGCCAUCAACUCCAGCCUAUCUCCGUGGACGUUACCUCCCUGCAGUCUGUCGUCCACCGUCGAAAAUGAGUGUUUCCUAAGGAAAAAAUCGCCGGCAAUCAGAUGUUGAGCACAGUGACGGUGUAACAACACGUAUCGGCGUCACGAGAUAACGACAUCUCGAGGCAGAUAGCUCGCGGUGCAAGGCGAAUCGAAGAUCGGACGAGCCUCUUAAUGGGCAUUCCGCGGAUCCUGGUUGGAUUUAGCCGGCUGGUUCUCCACGAGGGAAACAGGAUUCGAGAGGAGCCUUGAGAUCCCAGCCCGAGAGGACUCUAUGGGAGCUCGAGGGUGGCGUACAUCGGCGAAUGACCUGCUGCUAAGCGAUAAUCCUCGUCUCCGUCUGUCUGCUAGCUCCGACGGAUGAAAAUGAUCGACUGACUGCUCCCGGGGAUAUGUAACUUGAUCAUCUCGAACGGGAUCAGCCUUAACUAGCCGUGGAUAUUGAAUAAUAAAUGUGCGCAACAGGCAGGGGAGACAUGUCGCGGAUAUCGAAUCGCGUGUCGACUAUUGCUGCCGUACUCAGCAUAUUGCUGCUGGUUGUGUUUCUUGUGGUUCUCUGGACGAGUAUAUGCAGCAGCAACAGAGCUUCCGGUAUCGAGGGGCUACAGGGAUUCUGGAAGGAGGUGCAGAAUCAGAGUGCCGAUGGGUAUGAUGCGUUCGAGGACAGCUUCGACAAUGAAGUGACACCUAAGGUGAAGAAGACUUCAGAGAAGCAGGAUGAACUCGCGAAAGAGAAAUCCUCCAAACAACCAGAUUUGGAAUAUGUCAAUUUAAUGAAGAUCAGCGAAAAUCAGUAUGAGGAUUCACCCGAGAAAUUUUCAACGGCUAUAAGGCAUCACAGUGGCCAUUUUCGUCAUGCCACAGCCGAGAUAUGGGAUCCUCACCCUCAGUACGAGUUCACCGCCUUCGGAAGACGCUUUCGUUUACGCCUCGCUCAUGAUUCCAGCUUUGUAUCACCGAAUAUCAGAGUACGUACAGUCAAUGACAAAUUUACCUUUCCUGUGCAGAUAACCCACAUAAAAGAGAAUAGCACCACAAAAGUACACCCAGGCCAUCAAAUUGGUUGCUUUUAUAGUGGAACCGUGGACGAUGAUCCAAAUUCAGUGGUCAGUGUCAGUCUUUGCCAUGGAAUGACGGGCCACGUGAGAACGUCGACGGGAAGCUACAUGAUUAAGCCGGUCGAGCAGUGGCAAGAGAGUGACAAGGACCCUCUCGAAUUUUCGCUGCAACACGCCAUCGAAAGGAUACGAUCGUCGUCCAACACAGACGUUAAUCACACGAACGAUAUUAACCAGCCUAGAACACACAGUUGCGCGGUGAUUGAUGACGAUACACCAACGUCCAUUUUGGAUGACACGAACGGAAGUCAAAUUUAUGACGGCGUCCAAACGCGCAGGCGCAGAUCUUUGACAGAGAAAACGGCACUGGAUCAUUUAGCAGACGACGAAUCGUAUGAACAAUUUAUGGAACAUCAGGAAGAUUAUGAACACUUUUUGCGAAACGAUAGAUACUACUCGGUGGAAAGGAGACGAAACGAAGCAAGUGAGGAGUAUAAUCAAGACUCGGAAAUGGAAUCGGAUCCGUUCGUGACUUGGAGAGCACGUAGAGCUCUGCCACGUGAAUAUUUCAUCGAGAUCAUGGUGGCGGCCGACGCCGCGAUGGCAAAGUACCAUGGCGACUAUCUCGUCAACUACAUUUUGGUGCUGAUGAGCAUGGUUUCGCGAAUAUACAAGGAUCCGUCCAUUGGCAAUCCAAUAAAUAUUUCGGUGAUGAAGAUCCAGGUGACUAAUCAACGAUUCGCUGCCAGACACGUUGUCAGCGAAGGAAUUGCAGCGGCUGAUAUGUUGGAAAGGUUCUGUCAUUGGCAGAAGAACAACAAUCCUGAUGAACCAGCGCCAGAACAUCACGAUGUUGCUCUCCUUUUAACAAGGGAAAAUCUGUGCCAUAAUCACGACGAGAAAAGCUGCGACACUUUGGGUCUGGCUAAGCUGGGUCGUAUGUGUUCUCCAGUGUCCUCGUGUGCCAUUGUUCAAGACAAUGGUCUUGCUGCUGCCUUUACAAUCGCUCAUGAAAUUGGUCACGUAUUCAACAUGCCCCAUGACGACGACAUUAAGUGCGAAGGUUUCCAUAAUCAUUCAGGCUUUCAUAACAUAAUGUCUAGAAUGCUGGAUGACAAAACCUUCCCUUGGGAAUGGUCAAAAUGUUCCAGACACUACGUCACCGAAUUCCUCGAGGCCGGCUACGGUAACUGCCUGCUGGACGAGCCGUCCCCAAGCAUGAUAUGGAAACAGGAGGACGUGAGCAGACUUCCUGGCGAGGACUACUCCGGCAACAAGCAAUGCGAACUCGUGUUCGGACGCGGGUCCAGGAUUUGCCCUGACAUGGCAGUGUGCAAGAGAUUAUGGUGCCACAUACCGCACAGUCUGAAGCGAUGUCACACGCAGCACAUGCCAUGGGCUGAUGGGACCGUGUGCGGUGAAAACAAAUGGUGUCAUCGAGGCAAAUGCGUGUCCCGUAGAAAUCUGGAACCGGUGGAUGGCCAAUGGGGCGAAUGGGGACGAUAUGGAGAAUGCUCGCGUACAUGCGGUGGCGGUGUCAAGAAGAAAUAUCGCGAAUGCAACAAUCCACCUCCGCAGAACGGUGGCAAUUACUGUGUCGGGGAACGCGUUAAGUAUCGCAGCUGCGCCACCAGGGAGUGUCCGCCGGGAAGUCUUGAUUUCAGGGAGCAGCAGUGCUCGCAAUUCGACAACAACAACCUGAACAUACAGAAUAUGACCAAAGACGUGAAAUGGCGCGCGAAGUACUCAAAAAUAUUGCCCCAGGACCGUUGCAGAUUAUACUGUCAAGUGGAGAGCAAUCAGUAUUACAUGCUUCGGAACAAGGUGAUCGACGGAACACCAUGCGGACGGGACACCUUUCACAUAUGCGUGAACGGCAACUGUAAAGCAGCGGGAUGCGAUCAUGUUCUGAACUCGACCGCAGAACUGGACAUUUGCGGAGUCUGUAGGGGUGACAAUUCCACCUGCCAGAAGAUCACGGGAUCCUAUAAUUCCACGCAAUAUGGAUACACCAGGGUGACCAAGAUACCCGCUGGAAGCAAGAAUAUUGAUAUCAGGCAGCAUGGCUGGCUGGGGAUGCGUGACGACAACAAUUAUCUGGCUCUACGUCUCGGAGAAGGUGGUAAAUAUAUACUGAAUGGUAACUUCAUGGUCAUGCACCAGAAGGUAAUUGUUCAAACUGGAGUCACUAUCGAGUACAGUGGACCUGAAACAGCGGUUGAACGUCUGAAUGCAUCUAAAUCAAUCGACACUGACCUCAUUCUGGAAGUAUUAUCAGUGUCCAACUUGUACCCGCCCCAAAUAACGUAUGAGUAUAUGGUACCCAAGCAUAUUUUGCAUAGCUACGCUUGGAUCCUUAGUGACUGGUCUGAAUGCAGCUACAUAUGUCAAGGAAUGAAGUAUCGGAAAGCAGAAUGCAGAAGUACUGAGAACAAAGAUGUAGUUCCUGAUGACUAUUGUUACCAUACAGAGAAACCACGGGAAGAAAGUCAGCUGUGCAAUAAUCACUGUACUUUGAAAUGGGAAGUCACAUCAGUCUCUGAGUGUUCCAGCCAUUGUGGUCCAGGAACCCGCACAGUCACCUCCAGGUGCCUCCAGAAACUCUUGAACUCGGAUCAUAUGCCUCGUCCAAUACCAGCACGAGCCUGUGCUCAUCUCCCGCGACCCAGCGAGGAAGAAUCUUGCAUGGGACCCUGUGAAAAUGUCCAUUGGAGUUAUGGGGAAUGGAGCAGUUGCAGUGUUACGUGUGGUGCUGGUGUUCAGUAUAGAACAGCUGUUUGCGUAGAUUCAAAUUGGAGACCAUUCCCUGAUGAAAACUGUGCAAGGCAAGAAAAACAUGUAAAGAGGAUAUGUGAACAAAGUGUGUGUCCCAAGUGGGAUCUAGGAAAAUGGAACCCGUGUUCUGUGACCUGUGGUGUGGGCAAGCGACACAGAAAUUACUUGUGCCAUAUAGAGAACCGUAUUGUAGACUCCAGUAUGUGUGGUGACUUACCUCCUGGUGUAGUUGAAGUCUGCAAUGAGAGACCUUGCGAACACUGGCAGGCUGGUGAUUGGAGUCCAUGUUCUGUCACUUGUGGCGAAGGUAUCAAACGAAGAAAAGUUGUUUGUCAAAGUGCUGAGGGAUCUGUUAGUAAUAAAUGUUCCCCCUCUGAUAAACCUGAAGACACUACCACUUGUGUACUGAAACCCUGCCCAGCAGUGAUAAAUGUACCACCAAUUAAAUAUUCUUCUGAUCCACCACAUGAAGUUCAUUCACAACAAGACAAUGAAGUUUAUGACAUAACUUUCCGUUCUGGAUAUAAAUGGCAAGUUCGAUCACAGAAAGAGUGUUCCAGACCAUGUAUUGGAGGUUUCAUGCAUACAGCAGUGACGUGCAAUUCCAUUGAAACUGGAACUAUUGCUCCAGAUCAUUAUUGUGACAGGAAGAACAAACCAUCAACCAUGAUCCCUUGCAAUCGCCAUCAUUGUCCAAUGUGGAAUACUGGUGACUGGAGUCAGUGCAACGGAGAAUGUGGUACGGGUUUCCAACAUCGACAAGUUCGUUGCCGCAGUCCACAGGGUGAGAUAUUACCUGACGACAGAUGCCACGACAGCGAGAAACCGGAAAUAGUGAAGGUGUGCCGGAAGAAUCCUUGCACGACUGGUCCUGGAAAUCGGAAGACUGGAUUAGAUACAAACAUUUUCCGCAAAUGGAAAGUGUCUAAUUGGACCUCUUGCUCAAAAUCGUGCGGUAGCGGACUGCAGAGGCGGAGAGUCGAGUGCACGAUGAGGAGGGGAAAUCAUGGACCGGAAGUGACUGUUAAGGAUGAGCAGUGCUCGAGACUUGGCUUGUCCAAGCCAAGAUCGCAGAGGCCCUGCAGACGAGUCGCCUGUGACUAUAUUUGGCAGGAAGGACCUUGGUCCGAGUGUUCGGCAGAAUGUGGCGAAGGAAUUCAACGACGAACCGUGACCUGCCAUCGAACCAAUCGAUUCGGAGUUACCGAUCCAACACCCGCAUCUAACUGCCCCAUAAAUCAAAAACCGUCUAGUGAACAGAUUUGCAAAUUGAGAGAAUGCGACGACAAGUAUUCUUGGACUGCUGGACCGUGGAAGAAGUGUAGCCACACUUGCGGUCAAAAAGGACGACAAGUUCGAAGGUUGUUCUGCCACGAUCGCUCAGGCAAGAGAGUGCCUCAUGUGAAGUGUCCUAAGGAGUUUAAACCGCAACGAAGGAGAAAAUGUAAUCAACGAAAGUGUUACCCGAUGUCCUGCCUCGAAGCUAAGAAGUAUUAUAGGACGAUUAAAAACAGCGAGUACAUGUUGGUCGUUGGUGGAAGAAGCAUGUCAAUCUAUUGCCAUGAAAUGUCAACGUCGGAACCGAAAGAGUAUUUGACUUUGCCAGCUGGGUCGUCGGAAAAUUAUGCAGAGGUGUACGACAAGAGAUUGAGGAACCCUCACACUUGCCCAUACAGUGGACAAAGAAACGACAGCUGCGACUGUGAAACCAUUAUUGGCAGCGUAUCUGGAAAAACAACGUUCAGAAGGAUACGAAUCGACCCCGUUAAACUUUAUAUUCAAGAAAAUGAUUACACGUUCUCGUGGACGAAUGGUGCGAAACGCAUAAAGUACGGCACAGCUGGUGAUUGCUAUAGCCUGGCACACUGUCCUCAAGGUCGUUUUAGUAUUAACUUAAGAGGAACUCAAUUAAGAGUGUCGUCGGAUGUUGUCUGGACCGGAUCGGACGGAUCGUCGGUGCAAGUUGAUAAUAUUCGCGGUCAACAUAUCACCGGAAAAUGUGGUGGCUUCUGUGGCUUUUGUAGCCCGAAAGACGGAUUGAAACUAGACGUUCUACCACCCUAGUCCUUAAUUUGGAAAGCUCAAUAAUCUCUAAGUGCCUGUAGAGUACAGCUUUCAUCAGGUAGAAUUUCCACAAAUGGACUCGAGCAAAAGACUGGUUCGAGGAACACAAGAUGAAAUCGACCACCUGUUACUGGAACCGAUUCCAUCAUUUCGUGGUUCAAAUCAUUCGUUUAAAACGUUACUAGUCUGCGUAAUUAUUUCUUAACAGCGAAUCGUUCGCGCGAAAAAAGGAAAAUCAUCGAACGAUUCGCGAUCGAACGUUCGACUUCGGAACGGACUCAAGAAACGCGAAGAAGCACUGACGAUCUACCUAAAGGGUAAAGAAUAAAUAAUUAACGAUCAUAAUACGCAUAUAAAUAUACCAUUCGACGAUCAGCAUUUAAGUUUCAAUAGUGUCGUAUUGAAAAUGUAAAUGCUCAUCGAACUUUUAUUCUGCGUUCAAAAGUAACCUGGUAAAUUAUAGGUUUUCGAAUUGAAUAUAAUCGAACAUAGUGAAACGAAAACGUCGUUUACAGUUUCGAUUCUGAAAUAUAAAUAUAGAAUUUAAACGAUAUUUUAAAUGUCCAGUUUCGUAAGAAAUCUAUUUUUCAAGAUGGCGGGCCUUUAAUAGUAAAAGGAAAUAUUGUUACAAAUUUUUAUUUCUCUUUGUACUUGUAACAUUCUGCAGAUUUUUUUUAUACAAUGAGCAUGAAUUAAUCGUUUGCCAACAUAUCAAUAAGACUCAUUUUAUACAAAAUUAUUCAUAAAGUCAUUUGUCUUGAAAUGAUUGGAAAUAAUCUCAGUGAAACUGGAUAACGAUUUGUAACAAUUUUUAACGAUAGUAAAUGAUUUUACUAUGGCGAACCGCAGUUAAAAAGCAAUUAGAUACACCUAUGGUUGUAUACUACUUUAAAUAAAAUUUAAUUUGCCAUACAUGUAGCUGUAGCGAAUAUAACUUGUUUAAUUAACAAAUUGUAGUGGCUAUUUACCGAACGGCUAUUUUACUGUAAGUAAAAUAAUUGUAUUUAUAAAAAUUUCAGUUAGAAAUAGGUAGUCAUCAAUCGUGCCGAUUUCUUUGUUAACUGCGAUUUUUAAUAUCAAACGACUAUAGUUAUUUUUUAGAAUUAAAACAAUAUUGUUUGACGACGAAUAGUAUUUUAAUAGCGAAAGGGUUAACGAACGAAAGAAUUGGGAUCACAAAUCGACAAUAAAACAAGAGUUUCACGUCUUCCCAAGAAGAUACAUAUUUUAAUCUAGUUAAGAGUUCCAUUUAGGUGUAUAAGUAACUUAAUGUCCGGUAAGAAUUGCAGUAUUCGUAUUGUUUAUACUCGUCGAAACAUCAUGACUGCCUAAAAUUAAUUCAUCGAUGAAAAAGAGUUAUAAAUGAGGAACGUCCGCGUUGGCAUGCGACUUAAGUACAAAUUGAAAAAUGACGAGCGGUUAAAUGGCAGCAAAUUUUGUUUACAAAUUUUUUUGUUAACAAGUUCUCCAUUUUUAUUAAUAUAGAUUUGUUAAUAAAUAUGAAUUUUUAUAUAAGCGCACUUCACAUUUAGAAAUCCGAAGAUUUCGAGUUUUGAAGAUGCAACUUGAGAAUUUGUCAAUUUAGAAAUUUUAGAAUAUCAGAAUUUAUGAUGAUUAUAAUUAUAAUAUAAAGCAAAGUAGGGAUCAGAUAAAGAACUUUGACCGCUCAGCUUUUUAAUUAAAUCUCUCAAGUGUCACAUAAAUAUGCAUAUGUACUUAACAUAUGUGUAACAAUUACCAAAUGCGUACGUUCUGCCACUGCCAUAUUUUCAUGCCUUUAUAAUCUAUAUACAUACACGUUUUCAACACGCGCUAAUAUACAUAUACGAUUUCCCACAUGUAGAAAGUUCAUUGUAUGUACAUUGAAAAAUAUAGAACCUUCUUUGAUAUAAACUCGAAGGUUUUGAUUGAAUUAGAUUUAAGGAAGAACAAGAAACGCAGAAAUAGAAAAUGAAACGAUAGGAAACCAUGAUAACGUGUCUUAUAAGUUGGCAUACGAACCAUUCUCGUUGUUUCAACUUAUCAGACGCAGUACAUAUUUUCAUGGUAGUAAAUAGUAAACGUUAGGGAAGAUACAAUUUAUUAUGCUAGACGAAAAAUUUGAUCUACUGGUGUAGCGAAAGUAAUUAACUUAUUGAUCCGUGUAAAAUGGAUCUCCAGGGUUAGCUAUGCUCGAUUUUAUAGAAAUACAGGGUGCAACAAAACUAUUUAAAGUAUUAGUCUUCGAAAAAAAUACUUGUGUGCUCGAUAUUCAAGUAUUUCGAAAUUUUAAAAUUUAGGAAUUUUGUUUAAAAUAUUUAGCAUUAAAAUCCCAAAAGUUUGCCGCAUCCUGUAUACAGAGUUAUAAAACGGUACAAGCGAAAAUAAUGAUUCUUGACUCGAGAGGUUUGAAAACUUAUUUUUUCUAUCGUAAGCUAAAAUAAUAAGUUCCGUGUGUUGAACCGAUACUGUAUCGCAUGUACACCGAUAUUUUAUAAGAAACAGACAGUUUGCGUUCGAAAAGAAGAAAGCAAAAUGGUCUCGUACCGGCGUCCGAAACACCAAAACGAUGAUCGAGUACAAAUUUUGUCGCGUUCAAACGAGCAAUCUGUAGGCUAUUAUUUUCUCUUUUUGUAUUUGCAAUGAGAAUUUGACCGAGGUUAGCUAACUAGAAGUAUAUACAUUUCAACAGACUGCCAUAGUUAAUGUUAUUAUCGAGUACAUGUAUGUAUAUGUUAAUAAUCGUUUUGAUAGAUAAUAACGAAUGAUUUUAGUGAGAUAGGAUGAUGUUUCUAAAAAUUGGAACGAGUUACAAUAAAGAAAGAAAAUUACAUGUACAACUGUGCUGAGAAUUUUCACAUAUUUUUUUUAAUAUCAAAUGCAAAUAGUAUAAACAGCUGACACUGUCAGUAAUAUUAAAAUAUUACUGCAAUUUAAUAUCUUCUAGCAUAAGCCAAAUUGUUUCUCUUUCUGUCUAUUGAUCAUUUGUAAUGUAAUAUAUUUUAAUACAAAUUGUUUUCUUUUUGAUAUCACUUAGUAUUAUUACAAAUUUAAAUAACAAGCACUUAUAUGCAAAGUGUACAUAUAAAACAUAAUCACGCUUUAUUUCUUUAUUAAAUGGAACACACUUUAACAUAAAUCAAAUACGAAGUACAGCUGAUAAAAAGUACUAAGUACUUCAAGAAAUAUUUCAUACUAUUGUCUUUAAAACUAAUUUGAAAUAUAUCUUACAGACACAUUUCAUAAGUACUUAAUUACUAAUACUUAUAAUAAAAAUGAUUAUAUGACGGAAUUGGCAACUGAUUAAAAGAAACAGGAGUAUGUAAAAUAUUUUUUCUUUUUUAUUCUUAGUUAACCCCUGGACGGCGGACAGUUUGAAUUUAAGUUAAAACUUUUUCGACUUUCAUUUAUCUAGUGCUAAAUUAUGUUUCUAGUAUAUGGAAGUACUUCUUUCAACAACACCAUUGCGUGAAAGUUUCCAUAGAUCUGAGUUACAGACCUGGCUCCGCGGUUCGAGGGUUAAAAGCUAACUCGAAACCAAUUUCUAGUAUCAUCUUGUACAGCAAUACAUAGAAAUCGAACUACGUUUUAGAAGGGUUUUUUGUAGUAAUUUUUGUACAGCCGUAUGAUCAAAAUUUUUACAUUUAUUACAUUGGCGCAAACCAUGCAAAUUAAAUUUAAUGAUACGUUUCAUCGUGUUUGCAAAGAAUAUUAAGCAGAAAAGGAAAAGUGAAUUAUGAGAUUUAUCAAUAAUAUGCUGCCCUUUUUAUCGCUCAUGACAGCGUUAGUAAAACAUACCUUGCUGCGUAAUGUGAAUAUAUCUUGUUUUUUAUAUAUAUAUUAAUA
This is a messenger RNA of Megachile rotundata (alfalfa leafcutting bee), 10014 nucleotides long. Its product is annotated as ADAM metallopeptidase with thrombospondin type 1 motif A. Gene Ontology annotation, biological process: proteolysis; extracellular matrix organization. Gene Ontology annotation, molecular function: zinc ion binding; metalloendopeptidase activity. Lineage: Eukaryota; Metazoa; Arthropoda; Insecta; Hymenoptera; Megachilidae. The record is from RefSeq and is a predicted model, not a curated record.